GCCCGAGUACCGUGGGCGCCGGGGUAUUCUUUGGUGGAUUUGGUGUCAGUGUCUACUUACCUCGGCACAGGGCGUCUCGAGGGCUCCGCGGGCCUUACACCGGUUAGCAAUGGAUAUCGAUAUGGCCAUCUUCCACGGCGAGCUGCGCGAGCGGCUGCAGCGUGUGGAAGCCGGGCGCGAGGAGCGCGUCGCGGCCGGGGCGUACGACGGCGUGCCGAGCGUGGCGGAGCUGCUGGCGGGCAGGGACGUGCUCGUCACGGGGGGCUCGGGCUUCCUCGGCCGCGUGCUCCUCGAGAAGCUCCUGCGCAGCUGCCCCGACAUCGGCACCGUGUUCCUGCUGCUGCGGGCCAAGCGCGGAGUGCCGCCUGAGGAGCGCGUCGCCGGCAUCGUCAACGUGCCGCUAUUCGACCAGCUACGCCGGGAGCAGCCGACGGCCAUCUCCAAGCUGGUGCCCGUGGCCGGGGACUGCGCGGAGCUGGGCCUCGGGCUGUCCCCCGAGGACCGCGCCAUUCUCCAGGACCGCGUGUUCAUCGUGUUCCACGGCGCCGCGUCCGUCCGCUUCGACGACCCCGUGGCCAAGGCGGUGCUGCUCAACACGCGCGGCGCUAGGGAGGUCGCCGCCCUCUGCGCCGGGAUGCGCCAGCUGCAGACGCUGGUCUACGUCUCGACGGCCUACACGAACACCCACCAGAUGCGGGUCCAGGAGCGGCUGUACCCGACCGAGCUGGACUGGCGGACGGUGAUCGCCCUCUCGGAGAACGCCGACACGGCGACCACCCUGGACUUUCUAGGGAAAAAGUUUCUCGGCCACCAACCCAACACGUACACCUUCAGCAAGGCGCUGGCCGAGCAGGCGAUGGCCGAUGCGGCCGCGACCGUCCCCAUCGUCAUCGUCAGGCCUUCAAUAGUGAUCGGCGCGGCCAAAGAGCCCCUCCCAGGCUGGCUGGACAACCUCAACAGCCCGUCCACCAUGUGGGCCACCGCGAACAUGGGCGUCUUGCGCGUGAGCAAGCUGUCCAAGCCGGAGAUCCGCUUCGACUGGAUGCCCGUCGACAUCGUCACCAAGGCCACCAUCGUGGCGGCGUGGGCCAAGGCCACCAAGCAACUGGGGAGCGACGUGUUGCCCGUGGUGAACGCGGCCCUCAAGGAAGUGCACCCCGUCACGGAGGCGCAAAUGCGUGAAUGCUACAACGCGACGACGAUUCGAACCGUGCCUUUUACCAGCGCCGUCAGGUAUCCGAUCUUCAUCCAUCCAACAUGCUGGCUCCAUUACCAGGUGAUGCACGUCGUCUACCACAUCAUGUUCGGCCUCGUCGUGGACACACUGCUGCGGCUGUCUGGACAGAAACCUCGGCUUAUGGAGGUUUAUAGAAAAAUAGCAGCCGCAGAAGUUGCUUUGGUCCCCAUUGCUGAAAGAUCACACAUUACGUUCGAAACACCGAAAUUCUGGGAUCUACAGAGACUCAUGCAUCCUGAUGAUGUCAAAAAUUUUGAUUUUGAUCUUGAUAGCCUAGAUCCCAGAAAAGAUUGCGUUAACCUGAUUUCAGGAAUUUGGCAGUAUACCUUGAAGGGGAAACUUGACAAAGAGAAUGGACUUCGACGCAUUGAUAGAUUAUUUUGGAUGGAGAUGGGAUUCCAUGUUUUCCUGGUAGCAAUAUUGAUGUACAUAGUCCUACCAAUUUAGAUUAGAGAAACUAUGCCGGAUGUCCACGCUAAGACAUGCCAGUACGUUGGGUUGCCUAUGGACUGGCUGCAGGGGCUGCAGGCGUCGGACGGG
This is a messenger RNA of Frankliniella occidentalis (western flower thrips), 1777 nucleotides long. RefSeq names its product fatty acyl-CoA reductase 1-like. Bases 110 to 1684 code for a protein of 524 amino acids. Gene Ontology annotation, biological process: long-chain fatty-acyl-CoA metabolic process. Gene Ontology annotation, molecular function: alcohol-forming very long-chain fatty acyl-CoA reductase (NADP+) activity. The transcript has 9 exons. The record is from RefSeq and is a predicted model, not a curated record. Gene Ontology annotation, cellular component: peroxisome. NCBI's taxonomy places the organism in Eukaryota, Metazoa, Arthropoda, Insecta, Thysanoptera, Thripidae.